Molecule: messenger RNA, 336 nt
Organism: Vicia faba (fava bean)
Lineage: Eukaryota; Viridiplantae; Streptophyta; Magnoliopsida; Fabales; Fabaceae
Source: the annotation of a GenBank genome assembly
AUGAACCCUCUAAUUUGGCACAAAGUCGCUGCAAUUUCAGGUGUAGCAGCACUUGGAUUGGGCACUUAUGGCGCACACGCUUUCAAGCCCCAAAACCCAUCUUACAAAGAUGUUUGGCAUACAGCAGCGCUUUACCAUUUGGUUCAUACUGCCGCACUAGUUUCAGCUCCAAUCACCAAAAAUCCCAAUCUUUUUGGAGGGCUUCUAACAGCUGGAAUCUUGGCUUUCUCUGGGACGUGUUAUACGGUUGCAUUUCUUGAAGACAGAAAAUACUCAACCUUGGCUCCAUUUGGCGGCUUUGCAUUUAUAGCAGCCUGGGGUACCUUGUUUUUCUGA